Molecule: messenger RNA, 2054 nt
Organism: Thecamonas trahens ATCC 50062
Lineage: Eukaryota; Apusomonadida; Apusomonadidae
Product: RabGAP/TBC protein
Exons: 1
Coding region: 1-1944 (647 amino acids)
Source: RefSeq, a predicted model, not a curated record
AUGGUCACCGGAGAGCAUGUUGCGGGUAGCCGUGACCCGACGCCUGCCAACGACGACCUUGGGGCCGGGGCUGGCGCUGGGGCUGCAAGUACGGUUGAUGGCGAGGCUGAUGGCGAGGCCGACCCCGACCCCGAGUCCGACCCCGACCCCAAGUCCGACCCCGAGUCCGACCCCAACCCUGAGUCCGACCCCGACCCCGAGUCCGACCCCGACCCCGAGUCCGACCCCGACCCCGACCCCGACCCCGAGUCCGACCCCGAUGACAGAUGUGGGACCGAGCCCGAGCCAGAGAACGGUGCCGUUUCCAGCAAGAAAGACGGCAAUGCCGCAGACAAGCUGACCCUGGCCGCUGGCAAUGGCCACAAGCGGUCGUCAAGCGGCAUCCCGCGUGACAUGUACGGCUUUGAACUCUCGCCCGAAGAUGCAGAAGCCGAGGCUGCCUUCUACGCCAGCUAUGCCCACGUGCUGCAGGAGCGGGUCCUCAGGUGGAACGCGUAUGCUGCCAAGAAGGGCAAGAUCAAGGCCAAGGCCAAGCCGCAUGGUGAGGACAGCACGGCUGUGGCUGCCCCAGCCACGCCGACGACACCGACAAGCCCGAUCACCCCACGCACCCCGGUCUCACACAAGUCGGCCAGCGGCGAUGCCGACGCCUACAGCGCCUCGGCUGACGGCGAGGCCAGCUGCGAAGCAUCCGGCCCGCCAGCCAAGUCCAAGGCCAAGUCCAAGUCCAAGGCACCAAAGCCCGACAAGCAGACCAGGAAGGAGUUGGCCAAGGCCGAAAAGGCCCGCGCAAAGGCCGAAAAGGCCCGCGCAAAGGCCGACAAGGCCCGCGCAAAGGCGACGGCCAAGGCACGAGCAGCAACCGCAAAGUCGGCCAUCGACCCGGCCAAGGCAUUUGCAAAGUGCGACGAGCUGAAAAAGAUGGUCCGGCUUGGCAUUCCGCAACAGUGGCGACCUGCAGUGUGGCUGCAAACAUCAGGCGCCUCCAAGCUGCGAGCCGCCGCAAGUCCGGACGAGGCCUACGCCACGGUGCUGGCCCAGGCAGAGGGCAUGACGUCCGAGGCCAUGCGCCAGAUCGACAACGACCUCGACCGCACCUUUCCCAAGCACCCGUCGCUCGACGCCGCCGAGGUCAAGGCCAAGCUUCGCCGGGUCCUGGUGGCUUACUCAAUCCGCAACCAGGCUGUCGGCUACUGCCAGUCCAUGAACUUUGUCGUCGCCUUUAUGCUCAUGCGCAUGACCGAGGACGAGGCCUUCUGGCUCCUUGCCGCCACUCUGGAGCUCCUUCUCCCGGCCCAAUACUACUCGCGGUCGAUGGUCGACUCGUCGGUCGACCAAAAGGUCUUUGCCCAGCUUGUCGCCGCCAAGAUGCCCGCGCUGCCGCCCAUCUUUGAGGCCGAGGGCAUUCCACUCGAGCUCAUCUCCUCGCAGUGGUUCCUCUGCCUCUACGUCCGCUCCGUCCCCACAGAGACAACGCUCCGGGUCUGGGACGCCUUCUUUUACGAGGGCUCAAAAAUACUCUUCCGCGUUGCCCUCGCCCUUGUCCGCUCCUUUGAGCCCGAGAUCAUGGCCAUGGCGUCUAGCGAGCUCAUUUCCGGCGGCGAGCUCUUUAUGCGCGUCAAGGACAUGCCGGCCUCCGUCUUUGACUGCGACGCGCUCAUGGACCUGGCCUUUAACGGCAUCGGCUCUCUCCCGGCCAAAAAGAUAGACAAGAUGCGCGCCAAGCUCCGCCCGGACAUCCAGCGCCAGUACGAGGACCGCGCUGCCCGCCACAACACCAACCAGGCUCUGCCAGGUGCCCCUAUCCCGCUCAACGGAUCUUCGGUCGACAACCAUGCCCACGACCACGCCACCGCCUCGGCUGAUUUGUCAGACUCGGACUCGUCGGACUCGUCGUCAGACUCGUCAGACUCGAGUACGGACGACAACUCAGACUCGAGCUGACAACAGCGCUCAUCCGCCGAUUUUGAUCAUCGGCCGGUUCUGGCCCUUGGCAAUGUUGUGCAUGCCGGCGUGCCGGGCCUUCUUGCGCCACACUGCAGCCUGAAUGAGCG